GCUCGCUCCUCUUCUCCCUCACUCCAACGCCGCCGCCACAACCCUCUGCUCCGCUCCAUCAGCUGCCUCCGACGAUCCUCAUCUCCUGACUGUUGAUUAGUUCCCCUCUGCAAUGGCGUCCUCCAUCUCUGUUCCAGCUCCACCGGCUGCUCCGGCCACUGCGGCGCCGUCGCAGGCGAGGCCCAAGAAGCCGUCCCAGCUCAACCUGACCACCGGCAAGACCAAGACCCCGGUCCCCGCGCGCCCAAUGCGCGCCGUGCCCGAGUGGAACCCGCUCCAGCGUCUCGCCGCGGCGGCGCUCGACGCGGUGGAGGAGGGGCUCGUGGCGGGCUUCCUGGAGCGCGCGCACCCGCUCCCUCGCACCGCCGACCCGGCCGUCCAGAUCGCCGGCAACUACGCGCCCGUCGGGGAGCGCCCGCCCACCGGCGACCUCCCGGUGUCCGGCCGCGUCCCGGCGUGCCUCGACGGCGUGUACGUCCGCAACGGCGCGAACCCGCUCCACGCGCCGCGCGCGGGGCACCACCUCUUCGACGGCGACGGCAUGCUCCACGCCGUGCGGCUCCGCGCCGGGCGCGCCGAGUCGUACGCGUGCCGCUUCACCGAGACGGCGCGCCUCAGGCAGGAGCGCGCCAUCGGGAGGCCCGUCUUCCCCAAGGCCAUCGGCGAGCUCCACGGCCACUCGGGCGUGGCGCGCCUCCUCCUGUUCGGUGCGCGCUCCCUCUGCGGCCUGCUCGACGCGUCGCGGGGGGUCGGGGUCGCCAACGCCGGCCUGGUGUACCAUGACAACCGCCUCCUCGCCAUGUCCGAGGACGACCUCCCCUACCACGUGCGCGUCACCGCCGACGGCGACCUCGAGACCGUGGGCCGCUACGACUUCGGCGGCCAGCUCGACACCGCCAUGAUCGCGCACCCGAAGCUGGACCCGGCCACCGGCGAGCUCUUCUCGCUCAGCUACAAUGUCGUCACCAAGCCGUUCCUCAAGUACUUCUACUUCACCGCCGACGGCCGCAAGUCCCCCGACGUGGAGAUCCCCGUCGACGCGCCCACCAUGAUGCACGACUUCGCCGUCACCGAGAACCACGCCAUCAUCCCGGACCAGCAGAUCGUCUUCAAGCUCCAGGAGAUGCUGCUCGGCGGCUCCCCCGUGGUGUACGACAAGAACAAGACCGCGCGGUUCGGAGUGCUGCCGAAGCGCGCCACCGACGCGUCGCGGCUGCAGUGGGUGGAGGUCCCCGACUGCUUCUGCUUCCACCUCUGGAACGCGUGGGAGGACGACGCCACGGGCGAUAUCGUGGUGAUCGGGUCCUGCAUGACCCCGGCCGACGCCGUGUUCAACGAGUCCGCCGCCGGCGAGGAGUCCUUCCGCAGCGUGCUGUCGGAGAUCCGGCUGGACCCGCGGACCGGAACGUCGUCGCGGCGCGCGGUCCUGAGCGACGCCGACCAGGUGAACCUGGAGGCCGGCAUGGUGAACCGGCAGCUGCUGGGCAGGAAGACGCGGUACGCCUACCUCGCCAUCGCCGAGCCGUGGCCCAAGGUGUCGGGCUUCGCCAAGGUGGACCUGGAGGCCGGCACCGUCGAGAAGUUCAUCUACGGCGAGGGCCGGUACGGCGGCGAGCCCUGCUUCGUGCCGCGCCCGGACGCCCCCGCGGGCGCGGCGGAGGACGACGGGUACGUGCUGUGCUACGUGCACGACGAGGGCCGCGGCGCGUCGGAAAUGCUCGUCGUCAACGCCCGCGACAUGCGCGCCGAGGCCGCCGUGAAGCUGCCGGGCCGCGUGCCGUACGGGUUGCACGGCACCUUCAUCGUCGGCGAGGAGCUGCAGCGGCAGGCCUAGCUGCUGAGCUCAUGUGCUGCGCUGGCGCUACCUCGUCGAUCACGAACUCGAUAACCUCACCACGUACAUACAAAACAGGGACUACAGUAGCUAGCUGACAGUGACGUGGCAACUCAAUUAUUUUACAGCUAGUGUCGCUUAGUACAGUAAUUUGUUCAUUAUUAGAGCAGUAGAGAGGGCCGUGUGUAACUGAUUUUUGGGGCAGACGCUGGCUGUACAUGUAUGUACAUGAUGUAUAUAGGAAUCAAAACUGUUGAAUUUUUGUGCAGAAAUAAAUAAAGGGUUUUGUACAUAACUA
This is a messenger RNA of Sorghum bicolor (sorghum), 2132 nucleotides long. RefSeq names its product 9-cis-epoxycarotenoid dioxygenase 1, chloroplastic. Gene Ontology annotation, molecular function: carotenoid dioxygenase activity. The transcript has a single exon. The coding region runs from base 113 to 1834 and encodes 573 amino acids. Gene Ontology annotation, cellular component: chloroplast stroma. The record is from RefSeq and is a predicted model, not a curated record. Gene Ontology annotation, biological process: carotene catabolic process. Lineage: Eukaryota; Viridiplantae; Streptophyta; Magnoliopsida; Poales; Poaceae.